Messenger RNA from Ambispora leptoticha, 1383 nucleotides. NCBI's taxonomy places the organism in Eukaryota, Fungi, Glomeromycota, Glomeromycetes, Archaeosporales, Ambisporaceae. The record is from the annotation of a GenBank genome assembly.
AUGGACCAAAUUAUUGUAGUUCCUCAAGAAACUAAAGACCCAGAAAAAAAUCGUACAGUCGAAAAAACUAAAAAUAAAUUUAGACGAAUCUUAUACAGAAUUAUCCAGAUUGUUCCAUACAGACCCAAAACUGAAUCCAAUAACUUCUAUUUAUUCAAAUUCUUCUUUAUGCUUAUGAUAUAUGCUGUUUGCAUUUUCUACGUGGUGGCGUUAUCAUUUGGUAUUAAAGACGAGAAUCCACAUCUUGAGAUAUAUAAAAAUCCUUUGAAAACAAUACCCGCGCCAUUUUUGAAUUUUUCUGCUCCAUUUGACUUUUCGUUAAAUUGCAAUUUUAUUGGACUAGAUCUUCAAAUAGCAAAAGGAAAUAACUCGUGCCAAGAAUACUUUGAUGAUGUUCUUUACAGUGAUCCUAAUAAUUUGAGUACAAUAAUACCAUCAAAACAUGGCUCGUGGAAUCCAUCUAAACUUUCGAAUAAUUCGAAUGCUGAAAUACAAUUGGGACCUAAUGGGGUGUUUGGAUUAAUAGUAGAGGUGUUUCGAGACAAGGAUUCUAGCAAUGCUUUGAACAAUCAAACGAAUUCUAUUUGGAAUACCAAUAUGUGGGUUAAAGUUGUGGAUCCAGAAUUUUACAAAACGAACUUCUCUCAAGAAGAUCCUAAUUCAAAAGAUGUGGUUGAAGAAGAGGCUAAACUACAAAAUUUGCAUUUUGUUUCGCCGGGUCAGAAACAUAUCGUGUGGUUCACAAGAUCAUUAAACAAGGAUCUUAAUAGCAAUAGGGCUCGUAAUCUAGCUGGUAUCGCCCAAGUAACGAACGACUAUUAUGUUAUCUCAUCCUAUAUGGAUGUUGUUAGCCCAGAUAAUGCAACUGAGUUUGAUCAGUAUGCGACGAUUGAAUUCUAUUAUCAGACACGAGAGUUAACAGUAAACGGGGAGACUAAAGACAAAACAGUUCUGGGAUUACUAAGCUCUCUUGGUGGCGCAUUUAGUUUAGGAAUAGCAAUCUAUGUGUUUUGCUUUGGCGCGAAUCAAAUUACUCCCUUCGGGUGGUCCCAAGAAUUACCUUACAUCAGAGGAGAAAUGAAGAGAAAAUUACGAGAGAAUUUCGAAGAAAUUGACGCUUUACCAUUAAUCGAGACAGAGUUCCAUGAAUCUAGCGAUAUUGUAAGAAAUCAUGCAGAUAAUAUGGCUAGUUCCAAUAAUGGUAACGCCGAUAAAAUCGUUGUUAAUGCUGAUCUCCUUAAAAAAUUGAUAAACCACGUUAAUUUGUUGGAAAGAAGAUCUUGCGCUAUGGAGCUUUUAUUUCGAGACUUUGUUGUUGAUGUUGGCGAUUUUGAGGAUCUUGUGACUAAAAAAGACGAGCAGAAGAUGAAACGGAACCAUUAA